CACUUCUUUUUAAUAAAUUGGUUUACAAAACCGGCGAGUGUAAUUUUCCGAAAAGUAGAAAAAAAAUAAAAUUGCAAUUUCACUUUUUUUUAAAAACAUAUUUUCCCGACCGAACCGAAUGUGGGACGAAACGAAAAAAAAAACGAAUGUUUUUAAGUACGAAUCGAAAUUUUUGACUGAAUACACUAUCUUAAACACAUUAUGCAUACAACGAUAAAAGCCGAGGUAUUGUAGACUGGUUUUCAUAUCGGUAACAUGAUUCAUAAAUUUCGAUUAAAAACACGUAAAGCAGUCAUCCAUCAUGGCAGCCCCCACGAUGAGUGCGUGUUUUUUAAGCUGACUUUUUGGGGUGCAUCGUCUUUUAAAUCUGGACAAAACAAGGUUUUUUUGCGUGCCGACAUUAGCGAACAAAUAGAGGUACGGCUAUCAGACAAGAAAAGGCCGUCCAUGGAAGGGAAGUGUGUCCCCACCGAGGCCGACAAAAGGCACAAAUCUCAUCUGAAUGCAACCCAAGUUCGACAGCAUGUGUCAUGUCAGGAGUGCGGAAAGAGGCGUGUGGUGUACUGCAGGCACCGCCUGAGUGCAGAACAGUCAAGGCAAAUCAUGACCCUACAAGACUCCGUGUCCUUCACAUGUGGGUCAUCCCUAUUCCCAGAGAGUCAUCCACUGCAUGACGAAAUCUUCGUCCGGGAAGGUCUAAACUGUCAGACAGAUAUUGAGACUACAUAUUACUCUGCUGUGACACAGAAGUUUCAGCCUAUCUGUUUUUUCUGUGGGGACCCAAACAUUCUUGGCAAUGAGGAGGAGCCCCUGGCUACCUUGAAGACUCAAUACAGCACUGUUCGCCCCAUAUGCAGGGGAUGUUUGGAAUCUGGGAAGGAACCAGCUGUUAGGAAUGCCCUAAAAAUGAAAAAAAAAAAAGAAAUGAACUGUCAGACAUUCUGGAAGUUCUAGGAACAGUGUUUUCAGGCUUUAGGCCUUCUAUACUAUUACCACAAUGUGUGCACACAAGAGUAUAGAUUUUUGUCAAACUUAGCCGACUAUAAACUGUAAAUACGUUAUGAUGUUCAUAUAUUCGUUAACACAUUGGAAGUUUUGAAGCAUCACCUUUUGUCAUGGCAGUGUGUUUGUUCACUGAAGUCAUGUACAUUUUUUUCAUGGAUUUCAUGUAAAUCCAAGAGCUGAUCUAAGUUAAAUAUUAAUGUUGUGCAGGUAUUUUUAAAUGUUAUACCAUCUUGGACAUUCAAUGAUAUUAAAAUGUUGGUAUGUUUGAAUUUUUAUAAUAACAGGAAUGACAAGUAAAUGGAAAGGAUAUUUGAUGUUUUAUUUAUUUCUCUGAUUUAAGUCAAU
Molecule: messenger RNA, 1350 nt
Organism: Mercenaria mercenaria
Lineage: Eukaryota; Metazoa; Mollusca; Bivalvia; Venerida; Veneridae
Exons: 3
Coding region: 256-954 (232 amino acids)
Source: RefSeq, a predicted model, not a curated record